UCUAUUUUCGAUUAUUCUUCCUUCCUACGUACGUACGGAAGUAGAGAAAGAAGAAGAUCCAGACUUUUGCCAUAAUACAUAUAUGCGAAUGUUAUUGGUUGGUUUUGCCCGUGGUGGUGGUCGUCCGUUUCCCUUUGGUUGGUCGUUCGGUAGCUAUCUUUCCCCAGUUUGCAUUGAUUUGCUUGUAUAACGAGAAGCAGGAGAGAACUUUCUCCUCACACCAACUUUCUCCUCAGAGAAGAGUCAGUCUCACUCGCUAACUUUCUCUCUCCUGGAAAACACUUUCCAAUAAUUCCUCAGGCAAGAAAUACAAAACAUGGCAUCCAAAACGUCAACAAGUUCUUCCUCCACAUCCACGGCGGACCUGAUCCCGGACAAUUUUGCGCUUUUGGUGGAAGGCGCCUGGAAGGAGUUGACCUUCAAGCGCGUCGAGGCCCAAGAUUAUCCCAGAGUGGUGCGUCACAUACAAGAAUAUUUCAUGAAGGAUGAACCCACUUGUUCCUUGCUGGGGUACACGAACGACUUUGGGGAUGAGAUGGAAGCAAUGGUGAGGAAAAUGCUGGCUGAAAAUUUGUCAUUUUUGGUCGAACAUGCUGAAACUUCGGAGGUGGCCGGUGUCCGAAUCAUGUUUCGAGCCACCCCCACCAACUAUUUUGAAUACAUCAACGUGGAAAGCUACGCUGGGAAGGUGUUUCUCCGUUUGGUCGAUAUUAUGAAGAAAAUGUCGAAUCUUUUCGACACUUAUGGCGUGAAUGAAGUCGCAGAGUUGUUUAUUGCUUCGUGCGCCCCGGAUUUUAGACAGCAAGGGUUAGCCACGGAGAUGUACAGGCGAAGUCUCGAAUUUCUGAGGGCUGAAGGGUUCAAAGUGGCCGAGGCCAUGUUCACCUCGCCGUACACGCGUCGUACCGCGGAAAAGCUUGGAUUCGUCGAAAUUUGUCGGUUGGACUACAAAGAAUUUAUUGACGACAUUGGUCACUUUGUUUUCAACAGGGAUGAGCUUACCGAUGAAAACUUUGCGGCCGUUAUGGUCAAAGUGUUGUAAAAAGGAGGAAAGAACGAGAUAUUUUGAUGUUUGAUGUAUCUAAAUGUGUGUAUAUUUAAUGUAUUAAUUAACAAAAGAGUUUAAAUCAAAAAUAUUUACAAGUUCAAAUCUGAGCUAAAAAAAUUUACCCGAACCAAACAAAGCCAAAACUUACCUGACAAAGAAAAAAAACAUUUGAAAAUCAGAGCUAAAAAAAUUACCUGAAUUUAAAAAAAAACAAUUAAAUCUGACGAGCUAAAAAAUCUAUGUACAUAUUUCUAAAUCUAUGAAAAAAAUCUCUACUCACUCGGACCAAUUGGACUUCUUUCAUACUCAUAUUAUUAUAAAAUAUAGGACGAAUUAUUGCUUUCAAAUCAUGUCUAAUUUUAUAUGUGCCGUAGCAAAGUCUUACAUUUAGCAAGAUAAUUAAUUAUAUAAUAAUGAAUGUAAUUAACUCUAAUUAAAUCUUUACGAGUCAUGCACGUACCUAAAAAAACACAUCCUAACUUUAACUUAGAAAAGUGAAAGCACUAGCACAUGUGAAUUUUACUCAUUUCUUUGUUAAAUUAGUGAGCAAUUAGUGAUCAAUUAGUGAGAAUUAUAUGUCACCUUAGAUUAAAUGUUACCAUAUUAUUAAUAGUUUAGCUACUUACACGUACCUAAAAACACAACCCAGCUUUAAAGUAAAAGUGAAAGCACAUACCAACAAUUUUACUCAGUUUUUGUCAAAUACAUACUUAAUUAGUGAUCAAUUAGUGAUUAAUUAAUACCAAUUAUAGAUUAAAUACCUUACUUAUUUAUUACAUACUUUUUCCUAGCCCUAGCUGAACAAUCUCUCCGUAUAAAUAAACUAAACCUGAAUGUCGUCUCGCAUGGCUGUACUUUUACCGUUGUCUUUGUGGAAUAAAAGCUUAUGCCAAAAAAUAA
Molecule: messenger RNA, 1948 nt
Organism: Folsomia candida
Lineage: Eukaryota; Metazoa; Arthropoda; Collembola; Entomobryomorpha; Isotomidae
Exons: 3
Coding region: 317-1042 (241 amino acids)
Molecular function (GO): N-acetyltransferase activity
Source: RefSeq, a predicted model, not a curated record